This is a messenger RNA of Funneliformis mosseae, 3114 nucleotides long. Lineage: Eukaryota; Fungi; Glomeromycota; Glomeromycetes; Glomerales; Glomeraceae. The record is from the annotation of a GenBank genome assembly.
AUGUCGGAUCGUAGUGAGGUAGUUCCAGAAGAAGUCAGUAAUAGUAAACAAGCCUUUACAACGUGUGCGAAAUGUGGACUCCUAAUAGUUGGACAAUUUGUACGAGCAUUGGGAGGGACAUACCAUUUAGAGUGCUUCAAAUGCCAGGACUGUGGAACUAUUGUCGCUGCUAAAUUUUUUCCAAUAGACGGUUUAGAAGGAAAACAUCACCCUUUAUGCGAACGAGACUAUUUUCGACGUUUAAACCUCAUCUGCGAAAAGUGUGGUGGUGCACUUCGAGGAUCUUAUAUUACCGCUCUUGAUAAAAAGUAUCACAUUGAACACUUUACAUGUUCUGCUUGCCCUACAGUGUUUGGUCCUCAAGAUUCGUAUUACGAACAUGACGGACAGGUUUAUUGCCAUUACCAUUACUCCACUCGAUUUGCAGUCAAAUGUACGGGUUGCCAAACUGCCAUUUUAAAACAAUUUGUAGAAAUUAAUCGAAAUAGUAUCGACGAACAUUGGCAUCCUGAAUGUUACAUGAUCCAUAAGUUACAUGUUUUCUUAUAUUUAACUCAUGAGGAAAACUUUAUCAAUUUAAUUGAUGGGUGUACCUAUGAUAUGCAAGGUUUGGAAAAUGUUGAUCAACCAGAACCUGAAAUUUCAUCACCCGAAGAACUUAAAAAUCAACAAAAAGCCAUGGAAGAAAAAGUUUACAAUAUAUGGACAGUGCUUUCUACAUUUGAAGAAAUGUCAGCGGCAUGUAUUUCGGAUAUGCUUGUACACGUGUCAAAUGGAUCUUAUUUUAAUGGCGUGAAAAUGGCAGAAAAAUUUAUCAAUCACGUUGAAAUAUUGUUCACUGCUAUCGAUAACUUGGAAGCUCAAUUAGUAAAAGCAAGUGGACAAGGUCUUCAACAUAAUAGGGAAGCAAAAAUGCUUUGCAAGAAAAUAGUUAAUUUUUUCUCUCUAUUGUCAAAUACACAAGAAUCGGACGUCAGACGAUUGGGUAUAACACAGGAACUCUUAUCUCUAGUGACAGGAUUAGCACAUUAUUUAAAAAUUUUAAUUAGGAUCGCGCUUACAGGUGCAUUGAAAUUGGAAAGAGAUUUUGAAAAUGCUACGGCAAUAGGACAGUUCUUAAAUAAACUUUCCGAACUUACAAACAAAGGUAGUCAGCAAGAUAAAGUAACAAAUGUAGAUGGUGAGGCAACAUCAGAUUUAUGUCAUGCGUGUCGCAUUACAGUUGAAGAAGAAUGCUAUAAAUAUGGACAUUUUCGAUGGCAUAUUGGUUGUUUGAGAUGUUCUGGAUGUUCUCGUGAAUUGCGUACAAUAUUUAAGGAUGCGUCUUUCAAUCAGAUAACGGAAAUGGCAUUUUGUCCAAAGGACACCAAUGAACAAUCUUUAAAAGGGUUCCAGUAUGUAUCUCAAUUAGAACAGUACACAUAUUUGUUACGAGUGGCACUGUCACGUUUAUAUAAUUUACUUAGGCGAAAAGAUGAAAGCCAGAAUCAAUCGGUUAUUGAUGUUAAUCGUGGACAUAAAGAUCAGAAAUCCGAAACAGUGAUUGUUCGUAGGGAUUCUAUUUUAAAAUAUUCCAGUGGUGAUAAUUAUGACCCACUUAAUAAAACUGAUAUAAAACGUAUGAAGUCUGUUCACAUGGAUCGGAAAUUAUCCACUUCGGCAAGAAUUGCGACACGAUCUAGAAUAAUAGAACAUGAAUCGGAGCCUUCUACAAGUUCAAUUCCUGAUGGUACUGCAAAGGAUAAAUUAGCAAGAGCUCCUUCACAACAUCAUGUUAAGAUUGUACAAGAUCAAGUGUUCGAUUUGCAAGUACAAGAAAAUAGAAUAAAAUUCGAUUCGCAAAACGAAGCUAUUACAUUGGCUGAUAUUUCCGCUUUAGCCGCAGGUUGUAUGGCAUCUGAAUGUAUCCCUGACGACAAGGCAAAUAAAGAAUCAAGACGCAACUCACGUGCAAAGUGUUAUUUGUCUGAACUUUCUGCUCUAGAAUUUUUCAUUGUAAAACAUGUAGCAGUUCUUGCAAUGGAACAACUUUUGAAGGAGCAUUUCUCAUUAGAAGAGUUAUUAGACUUAAUUGGAUCAAAAAAAGCUACAUUCUGGGCAAAAUUUGUAACGUCAAUUAAGCCUGCAGAGAAAAAGCCUGUUAAGAAGAAAGGUACAUUUGGUGUUCCCCUUGAAAUCCUAGUUGAAAGGUAUGGUAUUGAUUCUGUGCUAGGUGCAGGUCCUGGUCGUAUAAAGGUUCCUAGCUUUGUUGACGACAGCAUAUCCGCUAUGAAAACAAUGGAUAUGUCAGUUGAGGGUAUAUUCCGUAAAAAUGGCAACAUUCGACGGCUAAAAGAUCUUAGCGAAGCGAUCGACAAAAACCCUUCAGCAGUAAAUCUUUCCGAAGAUAAUCCCGUACAAGUUGCUGCGUUAAUGAAAAAAUUUUUACGUGAUCUCCCUGAUCCGUUACUUACAUUCAAAUUGCACAAACUCUUUAUAACUUCACAAAAACUACCAAAUGAGGCAGAUCGUAAGAAAAUUUUGCAUCUUACAUGCUGUCUUUUACCAAAAAUUAAUCGCGAUACCAUGGAAGUACUUUUCAUAUUUUUCAAAUGGGUAGCUUCAUUUUCACAUGUAGACGAAGAAACAGGGAGCAAGAUGGAUUUGCAUAAUCUUGCCACAGUAAUAACACCUAAUAUACUAUAUUCUAAAUCAAAGGAUCCAACUAAAGAUGAUUCAUUUUUAGCUAUUGAGGCGGUACAUAGUUUGCUUAAAUAUCAGGAUGAUUUCUGGGUGGUUCCAGAAGAUUUAUCCGCCAUUUUACAUGAUCAAGACUUAUUAAAUAAUCCCGAGGGGUUAACUUCAAAAGAUAUAUUAAAACGUUGUGAGAAAUUUGUGUCUCUAAAAAAAGAUAAUGUAAAUAUUAAUGACAAUAUAAGCGAAGGUUCAAGUUCUGGUGGUGAUGGAGACAUACAAGUUUUACGUCAUAAUAAUAACCCACAACAUCAGACAUUUAUUGAAAAGGGAAACAAUGAAAAUCAUCAAAACGCGAAUUCUACUAAUAUAUAUCCAGCUUCGUCAUCUUCAAUUGUCAAAAGUGAAAGUUCAAUUCCAGUUGAACAACGGGCAUCUUGA